Messenger RNA from Ipomoea nil (Japanese morning glory), 1641 nucleotides. Its product is annotated as ruvB-like 2. The transcript has 2 exons. The record is from RefSeq and is a predicted model, not a curated record. Lineage: Eukaryota; Viridiplantae; Streptophyta; Magnoliopsida; Solanales; Convolvulaceae. Bases 65 to 1471 code for a protein of 468 amino acids. Gene Ontology annotation, molecular function: ATP hydrolysis activity; ATP binding; DNA helicase activity. Gene Ontology annotation, cellular component: R2TP complex; Ino80 complex; Swr1 complex. Gene Ontology annotation, biological process: regulation of transcription by RNA polymerase II; box C/D snoRNP assembly; chromatin remodeling.
UUCCUACUCGACUGAAACCCUAAACCCUUCAUUGCAACUCGCAAGCACCACCACCACCACAGCUAUGGCGGAGGUAAAAAUCUCUGAGACGCGAGACCUGACGAGAAUAGAGCGCAUCGGCGCUCAUUCACAUAUCCGAGGACUUGGCCUGGAUUCCGCACUCGAGCCUCGAGCGGCGUCUGAAGGUAUGGUGGGUCAGACCUCGGCCCGGAAAGCUGCCGGCGUGAUCGUUAAGAUGGUCCAGGAAGGAAAAAUCGCCGGUCGUGCUGUGCUCCUAGCUGGCCAUCCAGGAACUGGGAAGACUGCUAUUGCGAUGGGCAUGGCUAAGUCGUUGGGUCAGGAAACCCCCUUCGCAAUGCUCGCCGGAAGCGAACUCUUCUCCCUGGAAAUGUCAAAGACCGAAGCCUUAAUGCAAGCGUUUAGGAAGGCGAUUGGAGUUAGAAUCAAAGAGGAGGCGGAGGUAAUUGAAGGCGAGGUUGUGGAAAUCCAAAUUGACCGUCCGGCCACGGCUGGGGCUGCUUCCAAGACUGGGAAGCUCACGCUUAAGACUACGGAUAUGGAGACUGUGUAUGACUUGGGGACGAAGAUGAUUGAGGCUCUCGGGAAGGAGAAGGUGCAGAGUGGAGAUGUUAUUGCCAUUGACAAAGCCUCCGGGAAGAUUACUAAGCUCGGGAGAUCGUUCUCGAGGUCUAGGGACUACGAUGCUGUGGGGGCACAAACCAAAUUCGUGCAGUGCCCUGAUGGGGAAUUGCAGAAGAGGAAGGAGGUGGUGCAUUGCGUCACACUCCAUGAGAUUGAUGUCAUUAAUAGCAGAACGCAGGGAUUUCUGGCCCUUUUCACUGGCGAUACUGGCGAAAUUCGUGCUGAGGUGAGGGAACAGAUAGAUACAAAGGUUGCAGAGUGGAGGGAGGAAGGAAAGGCGGAGAUUAUCCCUGGUGUUCUCUUUAUAGACGAAGUGCACAUGCUUGACAUCGAGUGCUUUUCGUUCCUGAACCGUGCUUUGGAGAAUGACAUGGCGCCUAUAUUGGUUGUUGCUACCAAUAGAGGGAUUACGACGAUCAGAGGCACAAACUACAGGUCUCCUCACGGGAUUCCUAUUGAUUUCCUUGACCGCUUGCUCAUCAUCUCCACACAACCUUACUCAGAAGAAGAAAUCCGCAAGAUUCUUGAUAUCAGAAGCCAAGAAGAGGAUGUGGAGAUGUCUGAAGACGCGAAAAUACUGUUAACGAAGAUUGGGGUCGAUACAUCUUUAAGGUACGCUAUUCACCUAAUUACUGCUGCUGCACUUGCUUGCCAAAAGCGUAAGGGAAAGAUUGUGGAAAUGGAAGAUGUGCGUCGAGUUUAUGAGCUCUUCUAUGACGUGAAGAGAUCAACGCAAUACCUCAUGGAAUAUCAAAGCCAGUUCAUGUUCAGUGAAGUGGCAACAGGAGAGGCCUAUGAAGAAGACGAAACUACUGCAAUGGUCUCAUAGCAUAAUUGCACACUUGUUUAAAAUUGCCUCAUUUUCAUGCAAAUACUCCUUGACUCCUUAGAAUCUGUUUGUUAUUAGAUCUGGAACAUUCAGGCCUAAUAUAUGGGUUUCUUUUGUUUUGUAUGAUGCUAUUCAAGGCUCAAUUUGCUAUAUAUUAGUGUUGGUCUUAA